AUGAAUACUUUAAGUUCCGAAGAUCGUAGCUGCAACGAAUGCCACAAAAGGAAUAUUGUCGACGAAAUGUUUUAUUGCAGUGAAUGUGGUUUUGAAAUUUGUGCUGUUUGUGCUUACAAAAAACAUCGUUUGCAUGAAGCCAUUCCGUUAUUGGAAAAGCAGGCUAACCAAAGGUUGAUGGAACUUCAACAAGAGUCACGAAAUGUCAUCAAGACGUACAAGGAUUUGGUUCCUGAACUACACAAGGGACUUCUCGAGGGCAUUGACAUCUUUGAAACGAAAUUGCUUUCGAAAGAGGAAACUCUCAAGGACGCAUCAACUUUUGCCGAUUUACAGAAGAGACACGAGUCGUUCACAAAAAUUAAGUCCAAGUUUGAGUCAUCCGCUGAGAAUUACGUGCCUCAUUUGCGCAAAUUCGAUGCUGAAAUCAAGCAAUUGAUUCGAACCCUCAACGAGACCCCUGAUGUC
Messenger RNA from Mesorhabditis belari, 468 nucleotides. The record is from the annotation of a GenBank genome assembly. NCBI's taxonomy places the organism in Eukaryota, Metazoa, Nematoda, Chromadorea, Rhabditida, Rhabditidae.